Messenger RNA from Anastrepha obliqua, 1887 nucleotides. RefSeq names its product UPF0415 protein C7orf25 homolog. The coding region runs from base 50 to 1171 and encodes 373 amino acids. The record is from RefSeq and is a predicted model, not a curated record. NCBI's taxonomy places the organism in Eukaryota, Metazoa, Arthropoda, Insecta, Diptera, Tephritidae. The transcript is spliced from 6 exons.
UUCAUAUUCAUUUUUCGUAUGGAAGGGUUUGCUGAGUUUAGUUUUUGCAAUGGAUAAUGAAAUUUCCUUUGAGGAGCUUGUGAAACGUGCCGACGAGAAAAUAAAACUUGGUCAUGAGUUAAUUGAAGAAUUGGAGGAAUAUGUCCAAAUUGGCGGUGUACAAAAAAUUCAGCGUAAAAUCAGUCAGGAAGUCAAGUUCUUGAAGAAGGUUAUUAAGAAUUCAACUCUCAAGCUAAAUCACGUGCAAUGCAGCAAUCUAACGCACUACGCUUUCCUGGUGCAGAUCGUGAAAUUGCAGCGAGAGGUAGUGCACGUCGAUUGUGGAUUUCCAAUUGAGGGACGUAAUAACCCGUUGCGCGUGGACAUUGUCUGUGAGAAUGGAUUGAAGUGGAUCAAAGCAAUUGCACGUAACUCUAAAUCAUUGACAGAUGCGGCCAAAGGCGCGGCCAGUUAUGGUGCGCGUAGCAUAUUAGACCAAGCGCAAGAGUUUGUAGAAGCCAGCGCGCAACAUUUGUGCAUGUUCAAGCCGCCAAAGGUGGUUUUCUAUUUCAGCCAAACCAUUGACAAUGCGCUGAUUGAAGAACUGCAAGAGAUAGGCAUCGAAAUAGCUUCGGUAGCCGAACCCUCGGACUGUGAUCAGAGUGCAGACAUUUUAAAUGUGAGCACUCUUAAUAUAGACAUCACUACGUUGUUAGCGUAUAUUAGCAAUGUUUGCAAUGGCAGCUGUAAUUGGAUAUUUCGUGAGUCCAUACUUACCGAACAGGCAGAAAAAGAACGCCAAGCGCCUUUAAAACCGAUUUUGGAUAGCCUAUUUGAGGGGAAACGUCUUAUUUGCUGUCAAACAGCAUACAAUUCAUUUGAGGAGAUCAUUUCGCUGCUGGCGGGUCCGCAGGAGCAUCGACGUGCUACAGAGUUGAUGGCACGUGUGGAAGUUCUACCAGAUGUGGCAACUGUGCCAGAUGAAUUAGCUGUGAUUAAGUUUAGCGGUAAAAUCAAUCAACGAAGCAUGAAGAUUUUCGCCUUCGGCACGCAAAUGAAAGCGGUUACAGUGACUUCGAAUAAGGCAUUUAUCCGUUCGGCUAAAAUGCAGGGUAUCAAUGUUCCAGUAUUCACACAUCAAGCCAGAGCGUUGACUGAAGCUAAAGAAGCGUCAGGCACACCCAUACAUUGAUCGGCAACUGUAGCGUGAAAUGAAGAACAACUGAUUUAUUACACAAAAGUUGAUCUUCAUAAUUAAAACUCUCAAUUCUUUGGGUUAAUAGCGAAAUGUAUUACUGUUAAUUGAAUGUUACAAGAAUUCGCAAAGUAAGCUUAAAUGUUAUAUAUAAACGGUUGGUAGCGUAUGGCAACGAAUUGUCGGUAACGAAGUGGUUUUAUACCAUCAAAUAUUGGUUCUCAGAGCAACGCACUGCCACUUGUUAAUUUUCCUCAUUCUCGUAGAAGCUCUGCAAUAGUGCAAAAUAGCUCAUGGAUGAGCUCAUUAACUACAAAUAGAAUAUAAAUAUAAUAUAUAGCUACUAUUCAUGCUUGUAGUAAUUUCGAAUACCCCUGAAAAGCUGUUUAAGGACAAUGUUGAGAACUUCAUGGCCGUUAUGCAGGUUUGUCGUUGACUGCGCAAAAUCAUAAACUGUAGCUUCCCGCGAAAGAUUGAAUCAGUUGAAUAGUAAACCGUUGGCAAUGAUUUCUUCGACUGUGGAUUAUUUCCGACAUUAUUUUCUACUCUGGUAUCGGUAAAUAUAAUAUCACUCUCCCAGUUGCAUGAAUACAAAUGGUUGGCCAUCUCAAGUGACUGAGGAGUUAAUUGUAAGAAUUAUUGUUUAUACAUACAAAUAUAGAUAAAAAUAAUAAAAAAAACUAAGAAUUUGUUAACAAAUAUUUAAAUGAGAA